Messenger RNA from Eimeria acervulina, 2802 nucleotides. Its product is annotated as F11M21.28-like 3 CCCH RNA binding domain protein involved in RNA metabolism, related. Lineage: Eukaryota; Apicomplexa; Conoidasida; Eucoccidiorida; Eimeriidae. The transcript has a single exon. The coding region runs from base 1 to 2802 and encodes 933 amino acids. The record is from RefSeq and is a predicted model, not a curated record.
AUGAAUUUGGUGCGGCACUGCAACAGAGGCCGUUUCUGUUCGUUUGCUCACAGUAAAGAAGAAGAACUCUACCACCCCCUGACAUAUAAAACGCACUUGUGCUCCGUUUUCCCCGAUUGUCUCCGUCAUUUCUGUCCGUUUGCGCAUCAUACAUCCGAACUACGAGACCCCUUCGCCUUGCCUCUCAUCCGUGCCCUCUGGGGCCCCCAGGGGCCCCCCUUAGGCCUCCAGCCAGCCACAGCAGCAGUAGCAGCAGCAACAGCAACAACUGCUGUCACCGCCCCAGCUCCCCAACGCGCGCCCCUGCAAGUCGACGCUACAGCAAAGGGAACGGCACCUUUGCUGCUCCCAGACUUUGGAACGGUUCACAAGGCAGCAGCAGCUGCUGCUGCUAGCAGCAGCAGCGGGGACAGCCCGCAGCAGCAACCGGGCCAGGCGCAGCAGGCGCAGCAGCAGCAGCAGACGGAGCAGCAUCAGCAGAAGCAGCAGCAGCAACAUGAUGGUGCAUUGACAUCUACUGUGAGCCCCUCCACUCGCCAGUCGCUCUGCUUCGUUGGGGGAGGCCCCGAAGACGGUCAGACUCCUGUGCAUCCUCUCGUGGCUGCUGAGAGCCAGCUAGCAGCAGCAGAAGGGGCUGCUGCCUUAGACUUACUGCUGCAGCAACACCAUCAAAACCAGGUACAGCCUCAACAGCAGCAACAGCAGAUGCUGAUGCAGCAACAUCAGACAAAAGGUGCCGGACCAACCAAACAACUCUCAGCAACAGUCACUCCAGAAACUGCAGCAGCAGAUGCAGCAGCAGCAAAAGCAAGCAGCAGAAGCCCACAUACCACCUCCGACUCGUUGCAUCCCCUGCGCAGCUUUGAAAAGCUUCACCUAGAAAGACAGCAGCAGCAGCGACAGCUGCAACUACAGCUGCAGCAGCAGUUGCAGCAGCAGCUGCAGCAGCAACUACAUCACCAGCUGCAGCAGCAGCAGCAGCAGCAACAGCAACAGCAACAGCAACAGCAGCAGCUUUCCGAAGAAGAGGCGACACCCAUUGCUGUGCAGCUUCUGGGGCCCCAGGCGAUGGACAUGACGCUGUCGCAGCUGCAGCUGACAAUUGAUCUUGCGCUGAGGCUCGCCAGCAGCAUGCCCCCGUCACAGCAGCAAGACCAGCAGCAGCAGCAGCAGCUGCUGCUGCAGUUGCAGCUGCAACAACAGCGGCAGCGGGAGGAAGAAGAAAUGUUGCUGCGACAGCGACUGCAGCAGCAGCAAGAGCAGCAGCAGCAGAUGCCGCCGCUGACAAACGAGACGAUUUUGGCUGUUCUGCAAGCGAUCGCUUUGGCGCGGGGUUGGGAUCCUCUGGAGCAACAGCAGCAACAGCAGCAGCAGCAGCAUGAGCACGGGAGUCAGCAGCUGCCUAGCAGUGCAUCCCCACUCAGGCAAUCAGAUGAAGCCGCAGACGCUGAUGCAGCAGCAGCAGCGGUAAGCAUAAGUACGCAGCUGCAACGCCUAACUCUGGACUAUAUACCCUCUAGGCAGCAUCAACAGCAACAGCAGCAUCAGCAGCAGGCCCAGCAACAAGAGAGACACCUGCAGCAAACGCCGGUCUUGAAGCGGUCGGCUUCGUUUCUAUCAAGCAGACUCCAGCAGCCACUGCAGCAACUGCCACACCUGCAGCAACUGCAGCACCAGCAACCGUUGCACAAGCCCCCGCAGCAGCAGCAACAGCAGCAGCAGCAGCAGCAGCCACGAGGCAACCGCCAUUUCUGUUCUUCUCAAGUACGGGGGCCCGUCAGCGGCAUCCAAACAUACACUCGGCAGCAAACAGAAAAGGAUGCAGCCCGGCAGAUACAGCAGCAGCUGGAGCAGCAACUGCAGCAGCAGCUGCAGCAGCAACUAAAGCAACAGCUGCAGCAGCAACUGCAGCAGCAGCUACAGCAGCAACUAAAGCAACAGCUGCAGCAGCAAAUCCAGGAGCAAGUGGAGCACGCGCAGCAAACGGAGUCAUUGGUCAGGCCCAUAGACUACAGCAGCAGCAGCAGCAAUCUCUCAGGCUUUCAAGACAUUGAAAAGAGUCUGUUGCUGCUGCAGCAGCACCAGCUGCAGCUGCAGCUGCAGCACCAAGAGCAACCGCGGCUCCAGGCACCUGCAGGAGCAGCACCAGCAGGUUUUUUACAAGCAGCAGAAACAAAGCUGCUGCAGCGGGAAGUGGUCCGCAAUUGCAUAUCUAAAGACGGGGGAGAUAAAGAGCAGCAGCAGCAGCAACCGCAGCAGCAGCAGCAGCAGAAGACUGCACACUUGGUUUCUCUUAGUAGCAGCACUGCUCCCCCCCCACCGGCCCGAGGGGGGCUGCAGCAGCAGUUUGGAUUUCGCAAGAGCAGCAACAGCAGCAGCAGCAACGGCGCUGCAUCUCAGCCUUACCAGCGGUCCUUCAUAAACAACGCGUUGAGCAGCAGCAAUGGCAGCAGCAACGGCCGCACCUUGUGCUCGGGCGUUGUAUGCCAGCAGCAGCAAAAGCUGCUCUUUUACCAGCAGCAACAGCAACAGCACACACCGCAGCAACAGCAGCUGUUGCUGCCCCGCAACGCCACAGAAGCAGCAGCAGCAGAUCCUUCUCCUCAAAUUACAACUUGCUCCCAAACCCCCUUGACAGCUCGCACCCUCUCUCCAGUGCAGCCUCAGGCGCAGCAGCAGCAGCAACAACAACAGACAGGCUAUCCUCUUCCCGUUGCUGCAGCACUCUUCAACGCUGAUGAGACCAGCAGCAGGGAAAUAACUUCUCAGCAGUCGCCUGCUGCCUUCACAAGCGACGGAUGA